CCUUGGUGCUGUGUGUUUGGUUGCGGAUGGUGCAGGAUGGCGAUGGAGCCGAAUAAAACAGAGAUUCUCACGAUUUUCAAAAGACUGCGGGGGAUUCCCACAAAUAAGGCCUGCUUCGACUGUGCUGCUAAGAACCCGAGCUGGGCUAGUAUUCCAUAUGGAGUUUUCCUUUGCAUUGACUGCUCAGGGAUCCAUCGUUCACUGGGUGUUCACCUGAGCUUCAUCAGAUCCACGGAGCUUGACUCCAACUGGAGCUGGUUCCAGCUGAGAUGUAUGCAAGUCGGAGGGAACGCAAAUGCGACGGCGUUCUUCCGCCAGCAUGGCUGCACAACCAACGACACCAAUGCGAAAUACAACAGCCGUGCAGCACAGAUGUACCGGGAGAAGAUCCGACAGCUCGCCAACGCUGCUCUGUCCAAAUAUGGCACUGAUCUGUGGAUCGAUAAUACAGGAAACGUUCAUUCCCCGACUGCAGAGAAGAAAGAGGCGGAUUUCUUUGACGAGCACACUCAGGCUGCCACCAGCUGGGACAUGGCCUCCCCUUCCCUGUCGGAGCAGAAUGGAGCCAUCACCAUCAAUUCCCAACUGGAACAGGACGGUCCCAGAGUGGCCGAGACUGUCGCUGCUCAACUAGACGAAGGCCCCAGCAUUGAAGGGUUAAGCACAGAUACAAAAGCCCCUAUAGAUGUCUCAAUGAAAUUGGCGCCUGAUGAGCCAGAGCCUCUUAAAGAAGCGAGACCCUCCAUUAUAGGAAAGAAGAAACCCACCACUACAAAGAAAGGGCUGGGGGCCAAGAAGGGUCUGGGGGCGCAGAAGGUGAGCAGUAAGAGUUUCACUGAAGUGGAGAAACAGGCUCAGGUGGCCGAGAAGAUGAGAGAGGAGCAGGCCGCCGAGGCUAAGAAACAAGCUGAGGAGUCCAUUGUGGCGUCUAUGCGCCUGGCCUACAAAGAGCUGGAGAUUGACAGGAAAAUGGAAGAGAAGAGGCUGCAGAACCUGGAGGGGAAGAAGAGGGAGCAGGCUGAAAGACUGGGAAUGGGCUUUGGGAACAGGAGUGUUGUGUCACACUCGGUGAUGUCAGAGAUGCAGGUGAUUGAGCAGGAAACUCCAGUGGGGUCAAAGUCUUCCUCCCGCUCCAAACUGGACAUGUUUGAUGAGCCAGGGUUUACCUCAGGACCACCAAAGUACAAGGACAACCCUUUCACUGCGGGAGACAGCUUUGGCUCUCGGUGGGAUUCAGAUUCAGGCUCUGCUUCCUUCUCCUCGUCCUGGGCUCUGGAGAAGGAGGAGCCGAAAGAAACAGAAGUCACCAUCUCAAGCAUCCAGCCAAUUGGGGAAAGGUUGCCCAGCAGACGGAAACCAGAAGCCUCCGCGCCUGUUGCAGAGUCUAGUGAGGCACGGCAGAAGUUUGCUAAUGCUAAGGCGAUCUCCUCAGACAUGUUCUUUGGCCGUGAGACCAAUGCAGAGUAUGAGGCAAAGGCUCGGCUGGAGACCAUGUCUGGUAGUACCUCCAUUAGCUCUGCUGACCUGUUUGGAGAUGGUAGCAGCCGUACUUCAGCAUCGUCGGGAUUUGAAAGUGUGCUUCCCUCUGGACCGGACAUUGCCCAGUUUAAGCAGGGGGUGAAGACUGUGGCUGGAAAAAUGGCUGUGCUGGCUAACGGAGUAAUGAACACCAUUCAGGACCGCUAUGGCUCCUACUGAGAGGACUGCAUGAAUUGGACAGGAAAGGAAGUGACAUCAAACAGGACGUAUCACACUGCUGACUGGAUCUGGCCUUGUUUUUCUGUCCUGCAUUUACAUAAAACAAAGGAGAGAGAGAAAAUAGAGAAACAAAAAUAAGAGAGGUGGAAAGACAUGGGACCUUCCUGUCUCUGUCCCCAGACCUCUGUAGAUUGUCGCAGAACAACCCCCUGACAGUAUUUUCACUUUCUUUCUUUUUGCAAAUGUGUGGUUUUAUUUUCAGAUAACAAAAGCACUGAGAGGUGUAGAAAGUUUAGUUUUUUGUUUGACUUAUUUUCCAGAACCACAGUGCAUUUUGUUGAGACUAACAAGUUCUGUUUUCUAUGCCAUUUAUUGGUCUCAGAUUUCAAAGAAGUUGUUGAUUUGAAAAACAAAAGUGUUCGCUAUGAAAUGAAAUGUAUAACCAAACUUAUUCUUAGCUCUACCAUGUUCUCAUGGCUUUGUUUUUUUGUAUUUAAAUGGCAUCAUAUUCUACCUGAACAGUGCAGUUAAGACUGUAGUGGUGUUCACCUUAGAAAGAAAGGGAACUGAACCGGUUGACGUGGGUUUGGAUGUCAGCCGAUCUGCACAGGUGUGAGGGCGUCUUUCAGCCAGCUGUGAUGGAGACAGUCUGGGGCUUCAGAGUUUGAUCGACCGAGACAGGAUGUUGCCCUUUUCUUGGUGAGGUAGCUUUAUGUUUUCAGAAUCCAGCAAUUUGAGAUUGUUUCAGACAACAUGACACAAACAUAAUACGGUGCAAUACAUGCUUCAGGUUUGGGCGCGGCAGCGUGUGACUGGACACCUGGAACUGCUAGUGGAGUUUUACAUGUGAGGAAACGGAAAGGAUUCAUGUUUUUGUGCUGUUUCUCUAAGCAUGCCUAUGCAAGCCUGUGCUUGUAAAACUCCUCUCAAACCCUCAGGUUGCACUUCCAGUUUUCCCUCACACAUUUAAUAAGGUGCAAAAGGAGCAAGUCUGCUUGAUACAUGCUGGAAGCAGGUUCACAGAUAUGACCAUGUCUGUAGCCUGUUUGGUUUAAUAAAGAACAUGUGUUCGUAUGCAAAAGUCAAAUCACAUGUUUUGUUGAUUUUUCAAAGAUUUUUAACAGGGAACAGUGACUUUUUGUGCUAAUUUUAGUGUGCAGUUUGUUACUUUGUCCCCUCAUUUAACAUGGCGGGAAAAAAAUGAAACAGAAAAUAUUAAAACGUCAUAACCCCCCCCGUGUUUUCAGUGAAUAAACAAUAACUGCGCAUUAAAUGUGUUCCUUAUAGAAUGCGUACCUAGAAAAUCAAUCAAACACGUCAUUUGAGCAGGGCUGCCCAAACUUUUGCAUACGUUCACAUCAGCUGCCAGAAUUGACCUAUCCAAGCUCCGCUCAGAAAUGCAUUGUUUCGUAUCGACUGUUGUGAAAGGAGCAUGAGAAUUCCCAUUCAGCCUAGUGAGAAGUUGUUUGGGAUGCAGUGAUGUCGGAAUCGUAUCGGUUAUUGCGGGAAGCUUCUUAAAAAUCCAAUUGGCAUUGUAGAGAUGUAGGCAUUGUACUCCAGAAGAGCGGAGGGUUUAGGUGACGUUGGGUUAUUGUGCUAAAAUGUAUAUUCGUUUUAAUGCAUUUCUAAUCCUAUAGAUGAAAUUGACGAGCUCCAGUAAGAUAUUUCUUUACAUUGCUAGUCCAGGUGUGGUACCUGUUUCUGCAUUAUUUUUUUUAUAUAGAUAUAGAUGUGUUUUAUAAAUGUAUCGGCAAAUAUGUCCAUGAAAAAUAUCGGACAUUUGUAUCAGCCCACAGUUCCAAUAUCAGUGCACCCCUACAAAUUGUAACUAUUGUUUAUGGCUGAUCUGCAGUGUUGAGCUUCCAGUUGACCAUUCUACGCUACUGAGCUGGAUGUUGUUGCUAAUCAAAACUGGCUGGUACGUCAGCUUGAUUGUGGCAAAAAUAUACACUCCAUCAGUUCUUAAGGCUUGUUCACAUCAAAUCCGUUUGUUCAUGCAUGUUGACAGUCUUUCACAUCGAGUUCCAAACUGACUGACUGCAACGCUUCGUACUUUUUAAAACUGAAGUCUGCUUUAUUUCCUGUGUUGUACGGAUGCCUUAAACAGCAGACUGACCAAUCAAUGCCUACCAAUCCAACCAAAUGUUACAGCACAAUAUCUUAUACAACAAAAUGACUAAAAAUAUGGCGCUUAAAGGAAAUAAAUGCAGGACCAGAGCUGAAAGGCUGGGAAUAACUUUAGUACUACGCAGCUACUGUUUGUAGAUAUUCUUUGUCUGUUUAUAUCUGGGUUUUCAUCCACACUGGGUUGCAGUGCUUUUAAAAAAAAAUAAUAAAAAAAUUAUUUUAGUCCUUGGUGUGAACAGGCUUUAACAGUGUGACCAACUACAUACACAAACUUAUUUUCAAAACAACCCACCCCUCCAAAAAUGACUUGUGUGCUAGUUUGCCUGAGAUUUCCUCCAAGCAUUCUGUACAGCUUGUCCAGCCUAGCAACAGUUGCCGCUAAGGACUGUGUUUGUGGGCGGAGCUUGAAUUGGGUCAGUGAAAAAUGAAACGAGAUAAAUUUUCCUUUUGACAUUCAGACUCUUAAGUGAUGCUGUUCUCUCCUGUCUGCUCACGAUGUGCAUGUAAGAUUCUCCCUCAUACAUGCAUUACGAAGAUGUGUUUUUUUUCCACUUUGAUUGAUACCCGGUUGUAUUAAAGGAAGGGAUGGAAAAAUUCACGUCCCUCAGACUCGUCUGCCUGACCCUUUGUACCCCAGUGCAAAAUCCGCAAAAUAAAGGAGGAUGAACUUCAGCAGAAACAGUAAUUUAUUGUAGACAAGUUUUAUGUAAAUAAAGGUUGAAAUACCCCCCCA
Pygocentrus nattereri (red-bellied piranha) is the source of this 4558-nucleotide messenger RNA. RefSeq names its product ADP-ribosylation factor GTPase activating protein 2 (gene arfgap2). Gene Ontology annotation, biological process: COPI coating of Golgi vesicle. Lineage: Eukaryota; Metazoa; Chordata; Actinopteri; Characiformes; Serrasalmidae. The transcript has 17 exons. The record is from RefSeq and is a predicted model, not a curated record. The coding region runs from base 37 to 1698 and encodes 553 amino acids. Gene Ontology annotation, molecular function: GTPase activator activity.